AGACGGUAACCCUACCGCGUCUACGAAUUGUUUCUGAAAAGGUCGUCGAUGACUUUGCGAUUAUACAAAAUUACAAAGAAACUGUAGCUGUUGUUGUGUCAUUUUACAUACGUUUUUAAAUAGUAAACAUAUACAUAAUGGCCGGUGCGAUGUUAUUUGAGAGAUCACGAGUCUCAUCGUCGAACAGAGACGAAGACGUCCGUAUGACUGACAAAAUGAUAAGCACAGGAGAGCUGCCUGAAGAUGACGAGGAAAACAUCAGAGCGAAAGAACAAGGCAUAUUAAACCUCGGCGAGAAGUACAAGAAAGAAGGUAAAGCCAAGGAACUUGCAGAAUUGAUUAAAGCCACCAGACCGUUUCUUAGUUUGAUAAGUAAGGCUAAGGCAGCAAAACUAGUGCGCUCACUCGUAGAUUUCUUUUUGGACUUGGAAGCUGGAAUAGGGAUCGAGGUUCAAUUGUGUAAAGAGUGUAUAGAAUGGGCAAAGGAAGAACGUCGUACUUUCCUGCGACAAUCCCUGGAGGCGAGACUAAUCGCUCUGUAUUUCGAUACUGGUAUGUACACAGAAGCUCUAGAUUUAGCUACAGCACUAUUGAAAGAGUUAAAGAAGUUAGAUGAUAAAAAUUUGCUAGUUGAAGUACUUCUUUUUGAGAGUAAAACUUAUCAUGCUCUUAGUAAUUUACCGAAAGCCCGAGCCUCACUGACUUCUGCUAGAACUACGGCAAAUGCGAUUUAUUGCCCUCCAAAAAUGCAAGCAGCUCUCGAUUUACAAUCUGGUAUUCUUCACGCUGCCGAUGAGAGAGACUUUAAAACUGCUUACUCAUACUUUUAUGAAGCUUUCGAGGGCUAUGAUGGAGCAGACAGUCCUAAGGCUUUAACCGCUUUGAAAUAUAUGUUGUUAUCUAAAAUCAUGCUCAACCAGGCUGAGGAAGUAGCUACUGUUUGUAGUAGUAAAGCAGCCCUUAAAUAUGCUGGAAAAGAACUAGAAGCCAUGAGAGCAGUAGCGACUGCGUCACACAAGAGAUCUCUUGCUGAUUUUCAAGCUGCUUUGAAAACGUAUAAGCCAGAGCUAGAAGAAGAUGCAGUUGUUCGUGCACAUCUCGGAGCUUUGUACGACACAAUGCUGGAACAAAAUUUGUGUCGCAUUGUCGAGCCUUAUAUGAGAGUUCAAGUGGACCACGUAGCGAAAUGUAUCCGUCUGCCAGUUGUACAAGUAGAGAAGAAAUUGUCUCAGAUGAUCCUUGAUAAAAAACUUAAUGGCAUCCUCGACCAAGGAGAAGGUGUGUUAAUUGUUUUUGAUGAGUCACCUCUGGAAAAGACAUACGAGACAGUUUUAGAAACCAUCCACCACAUGAGUAAAGUUGUUGACACUCUUUACCAGAAAGCUAAGAAACUUUCAUAGGCUCAUGUAAAUUUGUUGUAGCAUUAAAAAUAUAAAAUAUAUAUCAAAUAACCUUUAAAUUUUCAGUUCAAAUAAUUGUAAAUUAAUGCUAUUUUUUAAAAUGCUGAAUUUCAUUAACAAAAUAAUUAUCAUAUUAAAGCUAUAAGUGAGUUGUUAUACAGAGAAUAUACCCAUUUUCCUUUUCUACUAAAUCUCUAGAUGUUACUCUGUUCAGAUAUGUAAUACAUUUGAACUUUUCUUUCGUUAUUUUUAACUUAAGCUAGUGACAAAUUGUAAUUUUCUGGUUUUUUUUUGAGAAUAAAAUCUGUUCUCUAAUCUAAA
This is a messenger RNA of Melitaea cinxia (Glanville fritillary), 1721 nucleotides long. It is a transcript of the gene Rpn6, whose product is annotated as 26S proteasome non-ATPase regulatory subunit 11. The record is from RefSeq and is a predicted model, not a curated record. Gene Ontology annotation, biological process: ubiquitin-dependent protein catabolic process. The coding region runs from base 138 to 1400 and encodes 420 amino acids. NCBI's taxonomy places the organism in Eukaryota, Metazoa, Arthropoda, Insecta, Lepidoptera, Nymphalidae. The transcript has a single exon. Gene Ontology annotation, molecular function: structural molecule activity. Gene Ontology annotation, cellular component: proteasome regulatory particle, lid subcomplex.